Topomyia yanbarensis is the source of this 860-nucleotide messenger RNA. It is a transcript of the gene COX4, whose product is annotated as cytochrome c oxidase subunit 4 isoform 1, mitochondrial. The transcript has 3 exons. The coding region runs from base 174 to 707 and encodes 177 amino acids. Gene Ontology annotation, biological process: mitochondrial electron transport, cytochrome c to oxygen. The record is from RefSeq and is a predicted model, not a curated record. NCBI's taxonomy places the organism in Eukaryota, Metazoa, Arthropoda, Insecta, Diptera, Culicidae.
UAGUAAUACGAAUGAUGGAGUUGGUUGACGUAAAGCGCAAGGCAAAAGUCUUUCCUCGAUCGUAGUUUUCAUCGGCAUCGAGUGCUUUCUGCUUCGAUCGAUGUGACAGUGGUUUGGUUCGCUUCAAAUUUUCUACUCUGCUAUAAAGUCCCGAAGAAUCUAAGCAAUUCGGAAUGGCCACCGUAAACUUGAGCCAGGUGGUGCUGAGGAAUGCCCUCCGCUCUAAGGUCGGUGUACGUUAUGUGCAUGAAGUGCUUCGUCAAAAAAUCGGUAAGCGAGAAAUCGUCGGUUACGGCUGGAAUGGCCUGCCGGUGUACGCUGACCGUGUUGACUUCCCGAUGCCACCAAUUCGAUUUAAGGAACCAACGCCCGACAUUUUGGUCCUCCGCGAGAAGGAGAAGGGUGACUGGAAGAAACUGUCCAUCCAGGAAAAGAAAGCCCUAUACCGAGCAUCAUUUUGUCAAACUUUCGCCGAGAUUAAGUACCCGACUGGAGAGUGGAAGAUAUGCAUCGGUUUUGGAUUUAUUGCCGUUUCCAUGAGCAUCAUCCUGAUGAUGUUGAUGAAGGCGUUCGUGUACGAACCCCUUCCGGUUACCUUCGACGAGGAGCACCAGAAAGCUCAGCUCAAGCGUAUGUUGGACCUCGGUGUCGGCAACAUCAACGGUCUGUCGUCCAAGUGGGACUACGAAAACAGCAAGUGGAAGUAAACCCUUGCCGACUAUCACGGCGAUGGCUGAGUAUUAGUUGGUAAUUGUGUACUAUAAUUGUCUAGCGAAAGGGCAACCGGAAAGCGGAUCCCAUUGGGAACUACUUUUCAAAUUGGCUAUAAAAUGAUGAAAUAAAUAAAUAAAUAAACUUAA